Scheffersomyces coipomensis is the source of this 882-nucleotide messenger RNA. RefSeq lists its product as uncharacterized. The record is from RefSeq and is a predicted model, not a curated record. The coding region runs from base 1 to 882 and encodes 293 amino acids. The transcript is spliced from 2 exons. Lineage: Eukaryota; Fungi; Ascomycota; Pichiomycetes; Serinales; Debaryomycetaceae.
AUGAGAUUUAAUUCAGUAUUUUCUUUCGUUAUUCUAUUCUUUCUGGCAAAGGUGAUUUCUGAGAGGGUAUGUUGGAAUCAAGAUAAAAUAGUGCAAUUUAGAGUUUCUUAUCCUACUAUAGCUGAGUUAACUAAUAGUACUGAAUCUAAGUUUAAGUUAGAAGCGGUUUUCCCAUCUCAAGCAUUUGAUCUAAAACCAGACUCUAACAAGAAUAAUGAUACAGAAAAUUGUCUGCCAUUACCCCGCUAUAACAUUACAUAUGAAUCAUCUGACACCAUCGAAGAAGAUGAAAGUAAAUCAUCAAAGGAGGAAGAAAUGCAAACAAAAUUGGAAAAAAAACUCUUAAGAAAGCUAGUUGAUGCAUACACAAUACCAUUACAAAUGAAAUUUCAAGGUAUUGCUCUUAGUGUUGCUGCUUUCCUCUUGAUUGGGAAUGCCAUUGCAUCUGAUAUCAACGAAAUGCCUCCUUCGCCAAGUGCCAAAGUUACUGCUGUUGGAUGGAAUUGGCCGUGGCCAUCAUACAAGAAUCAUACAACUUUAGUUACCAAGACAAGAAGUACAAAGACCGCAAGUCUUCCUACUACCACAGCAAUCAAAACUUGUCAACCUUAUGACGUUAAGUGCCAUGGAUUCAAGCCGUAUAAACCAGCCCUUCCAACUAAAACAAAAACCGAAGAACAAUUGUUUACAAUCUUGCCCAUUAAGACUAAACCAACCCCUACAAUCGGAAGCAUCAAUGAAGAUGCCACUGUUACAAGUAUUACAACUGAAAAAGAUAAAUGGUUCUCAAUCUUACCCAUUAAAAAUAAGCCAACCUCUUCAGUCGAAAUUAAUGACGAAGAUGUGACCGUUACAACUGUUGCUGCUGAACAGACCAACUAA